This is a messenger RNA of Canariomyces notabilis, 1758 nucleotides long. RefSeq names its product acid protease. NCBI's taxonomy places the organism in Eukaryota, Fungi, Ascomycota, Sordariomycetes, Sordariales, Chaetomiaceae. Bases 1 to 1758 code for a protein of 585 amino acids. The transcript is spliced from 3 exons. The record is from RefSeq and is a predicted model, not a curated record.
AUGUUGAGUCUCAUCAUUGCCCUUUGGGCCGGGCACGCCCUCAGUGCGGCAUGUGAUGGUACCGUCGCCUCGCCGAUGGCGCUUCCCAUCACAGAUACCGCCGUCGACCCUAACAUUCCCGACUCCUUGAUGAGAGGCGUACCAGCAAAGAUUGGCACCCCUCCCCAGAAUAUCAUGGUGCUGCCAUGGCCGGACCUAAACAACACCUACAUCUACGACCAAGAGGCGUACUGCGACCCUUCUAUCAUAUGGAACGACAAGAUCUGCGAGAUUCGGAGGGGAGGCUACUUUCUCGAUGCCGAAUCAACCAGCUUCACCAAAUACUCGGACCUCGUCGCCUCAGGAGGCGCCACUCAGGAGCUGACAACUCGGGGAACCGAGCUGGGUGUGCGAAAGCUAUUGUCAACCAGCCUUGCGGGUACGGAACGCUUCGCCGCUGGCACCGGCAACCUCACGACCACGCCCAUUGGCAUUCCGCGCAUGCGCUGGGACAACGGCUACACCACCCUUCACGCCCUUGGCCUCGGGUCCAACUCUACCUUCCUAAACGCCCUGGUCCAGUCCCGCCAGAUCCCGUCCCGGGUUUGGUCCAUCUUCUGGGGACGCAUGUGGACCGGCAGCGCCGACACCGACAUGGACGGGUCGCUGGUGCUGGGCGGCUAUGAUCAGGAGAAGGUGAUUGGGCGCAACGUGACGCAGCAGCUCGACUACAGCGAGGACACCGGGUGCUGGACGGGGAUGUCGGUGACCGUUUCGAAUGUCUUGGUCAACUUCAGGAACGGCACCGACUUCAGCAUCAUGCCGCGCAACUCGGCCGUUCCGUGCUGUAUUGUGCCGCAGCGUCAGUUCGUAUGGGAGGCCCCCGCCGGCAUCGUGAGCGCGUUCGAGGGAGCGACCCAAAUGACCAGUAUCGGACUGUCGUAUGGGUUGCACUGGGGUGCCAGUCAAUACAAUGCUUCAGGGAACAUCUUCGAUGGUGAUUUGACCUUCAUCCUCUCCAACGGCCUCCAAAUCCGUAUUCCCAACAACCAGCUAAUAACACCCUUCAUCGACGUCGAUCGAAACGGCUCCCGUCUCGUCCACCAAGAUAGACGAGAGCUGCUGGUGGCCAGCGUGAUCGAUAACCCCACAACCCUAGGCCGCUAUUUCUUCACGGCGGCAUACCUGAUGGUGGACCACGAUGCUCAUACCUUCACCAUGUGGCAAGCCAAUCCGUCGACGAAAAGCAACUUGGUACCCGUCAUCAGCAAGUCAGCCGACAACGAGGAGAGCGCCUGCGGAGGAGACGGAGGCGCCGGUGGCACUGGGGGUUCGACUGGCGGGGACAGCACCGGUAGCACUGGAGGUACAACGAACGGGGCAGACAGCGCCGAUGAGCGCGCGAAUGGGUCGUCUUCACCCAGCACAGGCGCGAUCGUCGGAGCCGCAGUCGGGGGCGUAGCUGCGCUGGGCGCCCUCGCAAUCCUGGUUUCCGGCCUUGUUCGGAGGAAGAAGAAGCGUGCGAUGAUCGCUUCCAGCUUGCCAACGUCAGAAACCUCCGAAUUGAAGCCUCAAGCCGGAGGCACAGCUGAGCUCUAUAAUAACCCCGACAAGCCUGGCCCCUGGGAAGCGCCGGUGCCCCCUUACUCGCACUGUGAAUUGCACGGGAUGUCGGCCGUAAACCACGAACAGGGACACUGGUCGUGGACGAACCGCCGGACGUUGGGACAGUCAGACAUGGUAUACGAGUUGGGCAGUACCGAGACGCCGCCUAAAUGA